GCCUAUACUUUCCGCAUUUAACUUGGAUGACAUUUUUAUUUCAUCAUUAGCAUCAGACGCCAGACUGACUGACACGGUGGACCCCAGUUUGCGUUUUGACGAAAGAGCCCGGAGUGAGACAUCUCCAUGUUUCUACAUGAUUUUUUUUCGCUAAAACAUUUUUAUUUGAUUAUUGUUCCAGCCUAGAAGGACGCGUGUUUUGACGCUCUCUCCAGUUGUGAAACCGAGUCUCCUGCGUUAAAUCGUUGAGAAGAAUAAAACAGGGACUCCUCGCAGCCAGGAUAUCGACUGUCUGUAAGUCAGCCUUGCGUUUUUCUCUUUUUGAUUCCUGCUUCCGUGGUCCUCUGCGUUCAGACCACAAACACAGCGAUGCCAGAGACAACGCAAGAGACGUGCGCUUCGGCCAAGGACUCUCCUUUCUUUAUUAAGAACCUGCUGAACUGUGAUAGCAAACCGUCCAAACCCAAGCCCGUACUGGCUGCCUCUAAGGUGGCCUUGGAGGGAGGAUUUUCCCUUUCCCAGGUCGGAGACUUCAACUUUCCCCGCUUCGACCUGUCCGCACAGAGGUUCAGUCUGCCGGCUCACUACCUGGAGCGCACCUCGGCGUGGUGGUACCCUUACGCACUCAGCCAAUCUGCCCACCUACACAGAGCCGAAGUCCUAAACAAACUCGGAGCCAGAGACUGCUCUCCCACCUCGGGCACGGACAGAGACUCGCCGGACCUGGUUCUAAAAUCCGAGCCGGAUGUCAAAGACGACGAUGAUGAGAGUGAGCACAACAACAACAAAAGUGGCGACGAGAUCAUCCUGGAGGAGAGCGACACGGAUGAAGCCAAAAAAGACGAGCUGGAGGAGUGGAAGAAGAGGGACGACGACAAGAAGCCGUGCCGUAAGAAGAAGACGCGCACGGUGUUUUCCCGGAGCCAGGUGUUCCAGCUGGAGUCCACCUUCGACAUGAAGCGGUACCUGAGCAGCUCGGAGCGGGCCGGCCUGGCCGCGUCUCUGCACCUGACGGAGACCCAGGUGAAGAUCUGGUUCCAGAACAGGAGGAACAAGUGGAAGAGGCAGCUGGCCGCGGAGCUGGAGGCCGCCAACCUGAGCCACGCGGCGGCGCAGAGGAUAGUCCGUGUGCCCAUCCUGUACCACGAGAACUCGAUCUCAGAGAGCGGGGCCGGCGUGCCCGUGAGCCAGCCGCUGCUCACCUUCCCGCACCCCGGGGUCUACUACUCCCAUCCCAUGCUCACCUCCGUGCCGCUGCUCAGACCGGUCUGAAAAGACAAGCGUUUUCAAAAUCAACCGAAAAGUUAAAAAAAAAAAAAAAAAUACUAAUAUUUUUCUACUGACUGAAUGAAGAAAAUCACAAAGUAAAGAGACACUGUCAGGCCUAUAUGGACCUUUUUCUUGGCAAAUACAUUGUGUCAUUUUCCAAAAGGGUACCGUUUACACGUGAUUCGACAACUCAAAUCCCAUAAUUAAUAUUAUUAUUAUUAUUAUUAUUAUUAUUAUUAAAUAUCACCUCAGGAGUCCACCUGCUUACACUGCCUGCAGCCUGAUGAGUGUUCUUUUUAUUUUUUCACUAUAGUUUUUGAACAUGACUGUUUCGGGACAGGCCAACUCUACAACUGUAACCAUUUAUUUUUGUUGUUUACAAAAAAAAAAAUGGUGGCCAAGAGGCGCCUGAUUUGUUUUCAGCUGACAAAAUUAUUUUCAUACUUUUACAUUUUCAGAACUCAUUACACGGUGAUGUGCAAUACACUGACGGUCUGCUGUGAAUGAAUGAAUCCACAAAACAUGUCUUAUCAUCUUUUGACUUUGGGUAUUGAUGAGGCUUUGUUGUAAUUUCCUUUUUUUUGGGUUCCUUUUUUAAAUCGCUUGACGGGGACAAUCAAGACACUGUCAACUGUAAAAUACCCAUGUAGCUUUAUGUUUAGUGAUUCUCACUCUUGUUCCCUUUACAUGGACCAACUUUCAAGCACAAGUGUGAGCUCCAAAUGUCUUUUAAUCUACUUUGUGUUUUUGAACAGGAGUGGAAAAAUAUCGACUACACUGAUGUAAAAAAUAUGUAAAUGUAUAUAUUUAAUGAGGCCCGAGGAGAGGAGCUGCCACUUCUCCUUUGUACAGUAAAAACGUUUUGAUAUUGUAUUGCUGAACCAUGUUGUGAAAUAAAUGGAGAACAUUCCUUACAUUUUA
Trematomus bernacchii (emerald rockcod) is the source of this 2190-nucleotide messenger RNA. RefSeq names its product H6 family homeobox 3a (gene hmx3a). The record is from RefSeq and is a predicted model, not a curated record. Gene Ontology annotation, molecular function: DNA-binding transcription factor activity, RNA polymerase II-specific; RNA polymerase II transcription regulatory region sequence-specific DNA binding. Gene Ontology annotation, cellular component: nucleus. The transcript is spliced from 2 exons. Lineage: Eukaryota; Metazoa; Chordata; Actinopteri; Perciformes; Nototheniidae. The coding region runs from base 370 to 1272 and encodes 300 amino acids. Gene Ontology annotation, biological process: regulation of transcription by RNA polymerase II.